Molecule: messenger RNA, 1435 nt
Organism: Calypte anna (Anna's hummingbird)
Lineage: Eukaryota; Metazoa; Chordata; Aves; Apodiformes; Trochilidae
Gene: PACSIN1
Product: protein kinase C and casein kinase substrate in neurons 1
Exons: 10
Coding region: 101-1435 (444 amino acids)
Biological process (GO): positive regulation of dendrite development; regulation of endocytosis; neuron projection morphogenesis
Cellular component (GO): cytoplasm; endosome; plasma membrane
Molecular function (GO): phospholipid binding; protein binding
Source: RefSeq, a predicted model, not a curated record
GAACCAGCCCCGCUCCGACACCGGCCCCGAGUCCCAAAGUGCAUGAGGCUGGUGUUCACCCCAGAGCCACCCACCACCCCCACGGAGGCCCAGGGCAGCCAUGUCGGGUUCCUACGAUGAGACAGCAGCAGCCCCAGAGGAGACAACUGACAGCUUCUGGGAGGUGGGGAAUUACAAGCGCACGGUGAAGCGGAUCGACGAUGGGCACCGACUCUGCAACGACCUCAUGAACUGUGUGCAUGAGAGGGCCAAGAUUGAGAAGUCCUAUGCCCAGCAGCUCACUGACUGGUCCAAGAGGUGGAGGCAGCUCAUUGAGAAAGGUCCUCAGUAUGGGAGUCUGGAGAAGGCCUGGAGUGCCAUCAUGACAGAGGCAGACAAGGUGAGCGAGCUGCACCAGGAGGUGAAGAACAGCCUGCUGAAUGAUGACUUUGAGAAGGUCAAGAACUGGCAGAAGGAUGCUUACCACAAGCAGAUGAUGGGAGGCUUCAAGGAAACCAAAGAGGCUGAAGAUGGAUUCCGGAAAGCCCAGAAGCCCUGGGCCAAGAAGCUCAAGGAGCUGGAGACAGCCAAGAAAUCCUAUCACCUGGCCUGCAAGGAGGAGAAGCUGGCCAUGACCCGGGAAGCCAACAGCAAGGCAGAUCAGUCCAACACCCCUGAGCAGCAGAAGAAGCUCCAGGACAAAGUAGAAAAGUGCAAGCAAGAUGUGCAAAAGACUCAGGAGAAGUAUGAGAAGGUGCUGGAUGAGCUGAACAAGUGCACCCCUCAGUACAUCGAGAGCAUGGAGCAGGUCUUUGAGCAGUGCCAGCAGUUUGAGGAGAAGAGGCUCAACUUUCUCAAGGAAGUGCUCCUGGACAUCAAGAGACACCUGAACCUGGCUGAGAGCAGCAGCUAUGCCAAUGUCUACCGGGAGCUGGAGCAAACCAUCCGCAGCUCGGAUGCUCAGGAGGAUCUCCGGUGGUUCCGCAGCACCAGUGGCCCCGGGAUGGCCAUGAACUGGCCCCAGUUUGAGGAGUGGAACCCGGACCUGGCGCACACGAUAACACGGAAGGAGAAGCAGAAGAAGGGGGAAGGGGUGACCACGGCCAACACCAGCACGGGAGAGACCGGAGCCAUGGCAGGAGAGAGGGGGAGCGUGGGCAGCCAUGACCGUGGGCAGACCUACAGCGCCGAGUGGUCGGAUGAUGAGGGCAGCAACUCCCUCAACACCAGUGAGGCCAACGGUGGCACCAACCCCUUCGAGGAGGAGGCUGCAGGGAAGGGUGUGAGGGUCCGGGCUCUCUACGACUACGAUGGGCAGGAGCAGGAUGAGCUCAGCUUCAAAGCAGGUGAUGAAUUGACCAAACUGGGGGAAGAAGACGAGCAGGGAUGGUGCAAAGGGCGCUUGGACAACGGGCAGCUGGGGCUCUACCCCGCCAACUACGUGGAGGCAAUUUAA